AUGGAAAAAGAAAAAGAAGAGUGGAAAAAGGAAGCCGAUGAUUUGAGAAAAGAAUUAAAAAGAAAAAGUGAAACUCCUAUCGAAGAAAAAAUUAUAAAAAGAAGAAAAUUUGAUGGGACCAUUGGUUAUGGGUCCCGUCUGUGCAAAGUGCAGUUGGCGGAGAAAAAGCGGAUUAACCGCUCGCGUGAACUGCUAUGGCUAGUUAUACCACGAAUAGGCUCUGAGCGUCACCAAAAUGCGAGUCCGGAGCAUGGUGCGCGAUUUGUCGCAAGGGCUAGCUUAUACCAUGGGCAGGUUCUAAGCGUCCUUGAUGCGAGUCCGAUUACAACGUGGUGA
Paraglomus brasilianum is the source of this 336-nucleotide messenger RNA. The record is from the annotation of a GenBank genome assembly. NCBI's taxonomy places the organism in Eukaryota, Fungi, Glomeromycota, Glomeromycetes, Paraglomerales, Paraglomeraceae.